AGUAUAUCUACAACCCAGCAGCUUUCUCUCACUGCCCCUCCCCUCUUCCACCAUCCACAAUAAAUACCAGCAUCUCAGAGCCGCCUAGCAGCUCAUUACCUCGUCCGCCACCAGAGCAGUAUCGGUACAAGCUACCCAAUAGACUACCCAUAGACUUGCUCUCCCCUGGUGUGCAAGCCACUCUGCCGCAUUCUGUGGUCAUCCCGCGCAUAGACACCGAACAUGUCCGAGGUGUCCCCACAGUCCCAAUAUGGUGGAGAACCGGACAAGCCAACAACAAAAUCGAGCUCCUGGCUACGAAAUCUUUCGCGGUCCAACCUUGCUGCUCUCAUCUUGUUUUACGUCGCCUCCCUUCACGUCAUUGGGUUGUACGUCUUCACGCAAGGGUUUCUCCUUUCCCGCUUGGCUAUCCCCCAUGUCUCUCCCGCCUAUAACGUAUCUAACCCCUCCCCCAUAUCCGCUACCCACUCUAAAGCGGUCAUCAUUGUCAUUGACGCUCUUCGUACCGACUUUAUCUCCCCGUACCACCCUCAACCGCCUUCACCCCAUCAUCAUGGUGUCCUCUCCCUGCCUGCCGAGCUCACACAGAGUCGACCGGAACACUCCCUCAUUUUCAACUCCUUUUCUGACCCCCCUACCUCUACUAUGCAGCGCAUCAAAGGUAUUACCACCGGGUCGUUACCUACAUUCAUCGAUAUCGGCUCAAACUUUGCGUCAGCUGCCAUUGAAGAGGAUUCGCUCGUCUCUCAGCUCGUAGCGGCGAACAAGAGGGUUGGGUUUAUGGGUGAUGACACUUGGAUGAACCUCUUUCCUUCUUCUUUCCAUCCGAACAUGUCCCAUCCGUACGAUUCCUUCAAUGUUGAGGAUUUACACACUGUUGAUAACAGCGUCAUCACCCAUCUUUUCCCUUACCUCCAUCCUUCCAACCAAUCUCAGUGGGACGUCCUUAUCGGUCAUUUCCUGGGCGUAGAUCAUGUUGGUCAUCGUGUGGGGCCUCAUAGGGAUACUAUGACCGAGAAACUUACUCAGAUGAACGAAGUGCUGGAAAAGGUUGUGGAUCUGAUUGAUGAAGAGACUCUUCUUGUCGUUCUCGGUGACCACGGGAUGGACGAUAAGGGUAACCACGGCGGUGACUCGGAGAUGGAGACCUCAUCUGCUCUUUGGCUCUAUUCCAAAGGCCCUAUGCUAACCAAUCCCGCGGUCGUCCAAGACAAAGACACCUCUGCCAUUUUUAAAUCUUUGCCUACCUACAUUUUCCCGAAAUCCACCAUGCCUCUCAGGCAGAUUAACCAAAUCGAUAUUGUUCCUACUCUCGCACUUUUGCUCGGCGUCCCUAUCCCUUAUAACAACCUUGGGUCAGUCAUCCCCGAGUGUUUCACAAAUAAUCUGGAAACUUUGGAGGUGGCGCAAAGGGUGACUGCAGACGGUAUAUGGAGAUACGUCGAAGCGUACGGAGACAAGGAAGUCAAGGAAAACUUGAACAGCGCUUGGCGUCACGCCCAAUCCCAAUAUCAAAAGGACAACCUGUCCGCCUCCAUCAUCGCUCAUCGUGCUUUCUCCCUCGACGCUCUCGUCCACCUCCGAUCACUCUGGGCUCAAUUCUCCAUGCCUCUCAUCGUCAUUGGUUCUCUCAUCCUCGGCCUUUGCGCGCUUACCCUCAUCGCACUUUACGUCGGUGUGCGUAACAAUGGUGUGAAUUGGGACGUUUAUGCGCGAUUGGCUUUGGAAACGGCUACGAUGGGAUCCACUGUCCUCGCGAGUAUUGCAGGAACCGUAGCCGGGGUGUACACCGCCCGGCCUAUCGUGGCUAUCAAAGUUUUCAUCGUUGCCGCAGCCUUGAUCUCCGAGGUAAUCCUCAUCCUUCCCCUAUUCGUCAAAUCCUCUCUCUCUCUCGCUCUCCCUCUCCCGACUUCAUUCUCCAUCAACAGACAUAUCGGCCCCUUCAUUCUUAUUGUCCAUGCGUUGUCAUUCGCUUCCAAUUCAUUCAUCAUGUGGGAAGACCGGGUGGUUCUCUAUCUCAUAUCUACUAUCCCUAUCAUCUAUAUCAUCCGAGCACUUUCCGCUCCUACAGCCGAUAUGCGUCUCAAAAUCAUCUUCCUCUCUCUCGCUUUCACCAUCCUCUCUCGUCUGGCUGGAACGAUCACCAUAUGCAGGGAAGAACAACAGCCAUACUGCAGCGUCACUUUCUUCUCAGGCGUGACCGCUACCGCCCCUACAUGGGCACUCAUCGCUAUAGUCCCGCUUGCCCUCCAAAUCCCUCGUGCCAUCGGUAUCACCCUCUCCCGCUCCAAAUCCCUCGCUGGGCCUGCACCUUUUAUACUCGGUAUCCUUUGGCGUGCCGUGCUCGUCGCCAACUCUGUCUACUGGGUCCUCGAGUUUUUCGAAUCGUUCGACGGGCUCAAUCCUGCCCGAAUACCGCUGGUCAAUUUCCUCAAACUCUGGCUCGCUCGAUGUUCUGCAGGCGCGAGUUUAGGUGCUAUCCCAUAUGUAUGGCUCACUUCCCCCCUGUGUAUCUCUGUAGAACGCACGACGGAUCAAGCGACGGGUGAAGAAGAAGUGACAGUGUUUGGGUUCGCCAAUGCCUUUGGGUCGACGUACAUCCUGUAUACACUCGCUCCUUUUGCGCUCAUACAUCUAGUGUCGCAGCCAAUGGCCCAGUUCACACUGACCGCCUUUCUUAUUGGGCUUCUUGUAUACCUCGAAUUGGUCGAUACGAGACGGGACGCCAUCAUCCUUACAACAUCCUUUGCUUCCUUGGGCAACAACAAGAACAACAACAACGCUUCUUCACCAGCGGGACUUGCCUCAUUUGACCCGGCUGAUACAGCGCAAACCAUCGUACGCCCCUCAUUCACAGAUGUAGUCCCCAUCGCUCUAUCUGGGUUCCUCACAUUCUUUGCGACAGGACAUCAAGCCGUCAUCUCAUCAAUUCAAUGGAAAUCUGCUUUUGUAGGCUUCUCCACUGCCAGCUACCUGUUCUCCCCUGUACUCGUCGUCCUCAACACAUGGGGAGGCUUCUUCUUGUCAGCGAUCGCUGUGCCUCUUUUGGCGAUUUGGAAUAUCGCCCCCAGACCACGAGAGAGUAUCCCAACCCUCGCGCAUGCUUUGCAAGUGACGUUGGCGUUCUUGGUGUACCACACCGUGGUCGCGUUCGCCAGUGCAAUCACAGCUGCCUGGUUGAGAAGGCAUUUGAUGGUGUGGAAGGUGUUUGCACCAAGAUUUAUGAUGGCAGGCGUCACGUUGUUGGUUGUGGAUGUAGGGUUGGCGCUGGGAUUGUUUGGAGUGAGAGUGACCGGGUGGAAGGUCAAAAAGACGUUUGGAUGCGAGAGUAUAUAAGAAUCAAACGAGGAGAAUAAUGAAGAAGUUGGCGGUACAUCCAAAUCAAAAGUUGACAGGAAGUUACGAAGUUACGACGUCA
Molecule: messenger RNA, 3418 nt
Organism: Cryptococcus deneoformans JEC21
Lineage: Eukaryota; Fungi; Basidiomycota; Tremellomycetes; Tremellales; Cryptococcaceae
Product: phosphoethanolamine N-methyltransferase, putative
Exons: 3
Coding region: 223-3336 (1037 amino acids)
Biological process (GO): GPI anchor biosynthetic process
Cellular component (GO): endoplasmic reticulum membrane
Molecular function (GO): mannose-ethanolamine phosphotransferase activity
Source: RefSeq, a predicted model, not a curated record